UUGCAUGGAGCCGAGGCGUGGAUCCGAGGCCUGGGAAGUGUGGCAGCGGGAGGGGCUGCGCGGCUGGAAGCGGGGAUUGAAUGGCCCAGAACCGCCUCGCAGGGAAUGAGGAUGUGUGGGAGGGGGAGGAGGGCAAAUUCCGUCUAGGGAGCUGCAUAGAAGCAUCUGGGGCAGCAGUGUGGAGAGUGGCUCUCCUGCCCUAAGGCAGGGCGCGAGUUUGGGGACUUGUGGUCCUGGGUUCUAGUUCGUCACCAGCCUCCAGCUGUGUGGCCUCAAUAGAGUUACCAGCCUCUGACCCUUGAGUUCCACACCUGAAAAGCAGGACAGUUAUCACCCUUUCCUGUCGCACAGCGCUUGGCAGGGUUAGGUGUGAGGGAAAGCUUCAUAAAUUGCGAUGUGUGGUGCAGAUCUCAUUUGUUUACGUGUAGCUUUCUGAGCUCAUGUGAAGGAAUCAUACCACCAGGCUUCCCCAGGGGGAAGUGGCUUUCCUGGGGUUGGAUUCCCAGCGAUAUUUGUAAGAAGAUGGAAUAUUGGGCAGUCAUAGGCAGUUGGAGAUGCUGACCUAAGAGGUUACCAAGUACAUUUUCCUCCAGGUUGCAUAAAUCCCUUCUCUAUUAACUGCAUGCAUUGUAAACAUCCAGCUUCCCUUUGAACAUCUGCAGUUAUGGGGAUCUUAAUAUCUCUGUCCUAUCCCUGUAGUUUCCCAUUGCAGACAGUUCGAAUUAAGAAGUCCUUGUAUGCAGUGAGCCAGAGGUGGUCCUGCUUGCAGCUUCUGCUCAUAUAGUUCUCACUUUGUUUCUGAACUUUCAGAGAAUUAAAAGUAAUAAAAUAAAAAUAAAAUACAGUUUAAAUAUUGAUGUGAUGGAUGUCAGUAGCCACCUCUUUAAGAAUUUAAGCUUUUGAUUUUUGACAUUCAUGAUAAAUACAAAAACACCUCCAUGGAAGAUCAAAAUGUUCAAUUUAGUCACUGUAUGCUGUGUUACUACACUCAUCAUUAAACCUACAAGGCACCAACAUGGUGUGUUGAAAUAGCACUGAUGUCAGAAUUAAUGCACUUCUUGUUAUUUCAGGAUACUAAAGUGGAUCACCUGAUAUCCUGAAACAAAUGAAUCUCUUCCAGUGCCAGGGAGUGGCUUGUUAAUUCAGUGAGAGACACACAGAACUUUAGCAAAUAAUAUCUGAUUGUAGCAGGUGCCAGAGAAAGCGGUGAUGCCAUAAAAGCAGUCUUAAACUUGUCAAUAGGUUUUAAUUCCAGAAGUCCAUUUAUAAAAAUCAAUAUAUAUUUAGAUUUUUAAGUAUAUUUUUCUAUAGGAAAAAUGAAAUAAAUGAGGUUGAGGUCUUGGUUAUUGUCCUCAUCACAAAAAUUAAUCUUUGCCCCUGCCAAUGAUGGGAUUUGUUUUGUCCUUAAUGUCUUGGCACUUAGGAUUCCUUUGAUCUUUCAUCUAUGGUAGAAGGAAGUUGAAAGUGAGAAUGUAGAAUGGGGAGGGAGAUUCCAUUGGGGAGGAUGGAGGUGUGGAUGUGACGGGGGUGUUUAUUACUUGGUUAUGGUUAAUAGAGUACUCCCAACACCAAUUUUAUUCCUGAUUAUUGUUUUUUCAAAUCCUAUGAUUUUUUUUCUAAAAUAACAUGUGAAAUCCAGACAAAACAAAAUGCAAAUGUUUUAAAUUUUUAACUUUGAAAUAAUUUUAGAUUUACAGAAAAGUUGCAAAAACAGAAAAGUACAGAGUUUCCAUAUAGCCUCCCUCUUGAGACAGCCUGAGCUAAUGUAUAAAGUUCCUUUCCAAAUGCUUACUAAAAUUAUUUAAAUAAUAAUGAAAUUAUUAAAUAAUUAAAUAAAAUUUAAAAUAAAUUAGUUGAGAUCAAAAUCAAGGUGGGGUAUCCCUGAUUAUUAAAGAAAUACAUGUUCAUAUUGAAAAUAUGAAAAUACAGAAAAGAAUAAAGAAGCAAAAAACCAAUCAUCCUUAAUCGUAACAUCCAUCAAAACCAUUUGUCCUAUUUAUUGAAUUACUAAAUAUUUCCUUUUUCUUUUAAUAGUUGGGGUUAUAGUGUAGGUUUAAUAUUGUAUUUUUUUAAAAAAUUAUGAGCCAUAAGCAUUUAUCAUUUAUGAAUAAUAAUAAAUUUCAUUUAAAAACUUGAUUAUGAGAAAAUUCACACAAACCCAAAGGUAGAAGGAUAGUACAGUGAAUCGCCAUGUAUUCAGCACUCAGCUAUAAUAAGCAGCAGUUGUGGCUCAUGUUUCAUCUACACCUGUACCCACUUCUCAUAAUUCUAUGGUUCUGUCCUAUGACACAUCUUUAAUACAUUUUUGGUUUUUUUUAAAUUGUAAAGAGAUGCUUAUUUGUGGUGGUGCCAAAUUUGUGCAUAAUUAUUCGUAUUCUUUCUUGGAGAUGGGAAAAGAGUUCCAUGAAGAUUUCAAAGUAUUUUUCAUUCAGCUACAAUUAUUGAAUAAAUUGCAAAAAAUAAGAUGAUUUUGCAUUCUGAGUUUUUUUUUUUACUUUGUAUGUUUACUUCCCGCUCUUUACUUUUCAGAUUUAAUUGUAUGCAUUUGGUGACAAACAUCUUUAAUCAAUUCACAAUCUAAUGAUUUUUUUUUUACAGAAUACUGAAUAAUACAAUACAGUAAGAAAAAAAUGGAUGAAGAGCCUGAAAGAACUAAGCGAUGGGAAGGAGGCUAUGAAAGAACAUGGGAGAUUCUUAAAGAAGAUGAAUCAGGAUCACUUAAAGCUACAAUAGAAGACAUUCUCUUCAAAGCAAAGAGAAAAAGGGUAUUUGAGCACCAUGGACAAGUUCGACUUGGAAUGAUGCGCCAUCUUUAUGUGGUAGUAGAUGGAUCAAGAACAAUGGAAGACCAGGAUUUAAAGCCAAAUAGACUGACAUGUACUUUAAAGUUGUUGGAAUACUUCGUAGAGGAAUAUUUUGAUCAAAAUCCUAUUAGUCAGAUUGGAAUAAUUGUAACAAAGAGUAAAAGAGCUGAAAAACUGACUGAACUCUCAGGAAACUCAAGGAAACACAUAAUAUCUUUGAAGAAAGCUGUAGAUAUGACUUGCCAUGGAGAGCCAUCUCUUUAUAACUCCUUAAGCAUGGCUAUGCAGACUCUAAAACACAUGCCCGGACAUACAAGUAGAGAAGUCCUAAUCAUCUUUAGCAGUCUCACAACCUGUGAUCCAUCUAAUAUCUAUGAUCUAAUCAAGACCCUAAAGGCAGCUAAAAUUAGAGUGUCUGUUAUUGGAUUGUCUGCAGAGGUUCGGGUUUGCACUGUGCUUGCUCGUGAAACUGGUGGCACAUACCAUGUUAUUUUAGAUGAAAGCCAUUACAAAGAAUUGCUGACACAUCAUGUUAGUCCUCCUCCUGCUAGCUCAAGCUCUGAAUGCUCACUUAUUCGUAUGGGAUUUCCUCAGCAUACCAUUGCUUCUCUGUCUGAUCAGGAUGCAAAACCCUCUUUCAGUAUGGCGCAUCUGGAUAGCAACACUGAGCCAGGACUUACAUUAGGAGGCUAUUUCUGCCCACAGUGUCGGGCAAAAUACUGUGAGCUUCCUGUUGAAUGUAAAAUCUGUGGUCUUACUUUGGUGUCUGCUCCCCACUUGGCACGGUCUUACCAUCACUUAUUUCCUUUGGAUGCUUUUCAAGAUAUUCCCCUGGAAGAACAUAAUGGAGAAAGAUUUUGUUAUGCCUGUCAGGGGGAAUUGAAAGACCAACAUAAAAUGGCCGCCCAGGAGAAAGCCCCUGACGAGAGGAUUUCCCAGUUUGAUUAUGCUUUGCUCCCGGAGCUGUCUGGUCUUCUAGGCAUAGAUAUGCUUCAAUAUGUAAAGGAAAUAGAAAAAGAGGAGCAGAAAGAACGAGAAAAAAUGCAAAAAGGCUUUAAUUCUCAAAUGCGUAGUGAAGCAAAAAGGUUAAAGACUUUUGUGACCUAUGACGACUACAGUGCAUGGACACCCCAGGAGAUGGCAGCGGCUGGGUUUUAUUUCACUGACAUAAAAUCUGGGGUUCAGUGCUUCUGCUGUAGCUUAAUCCUCUUUGGUACCAGCCUCCAGAGACCCCCCAUGGAAGACCAUAAGAAGUUCCAUCCAGAUUGUGAGUUCCUUUUGGGCAAAGAUGUUGGUAACAUUGCCAAAUAUGAUAUAAGAGUAAAGAAUCCAGAGAACAAGUUGAGGAGGGACGACAAAGCAAGAUACCAAGAAGAGAAGGCCAGACUCAAGUCCUACCAGAAAUGGCCAUUUUAUGCCCAAGGGACAGCCCCAAGGGAGCUCUCAGCUGCUGGCUUUGUCUUUACAGGUAAACGUGACACUGUACAGUGCUUUUCCUGUGGUGGCUGUUUAGGAAAUUGGGAAGAUGGUGAUGACCCCUGGAAGGAACAUGCCAAGUGGUUCCCCAAAUGUGAAUUUCUUCAAAGUAAGAAAUCCUCAGAGGAAAUUACCCGGUACAUUCAAAGCUACAAGGGAUUUGUUGGCGUCACGGGAGAACAUUUUGUGAAUUCCUGGGUCAAGAGAGAUUUACCUAUGGCUUCAGUGUGUUGCAAUGGCAGCAUCUUUGCUAAUGAAGAACUCCGACUGGACUCUUUCAAGAACUGGCCCCAGGCAUCCCCUGUGGGAGCUGCAGCUCUGGCCAAAGCAGGUUUUUUCUACAUGGGUAAAAGCGACUUCGUCCAGUGUUUUUCCUGUGGAGGAUAUUUGUAUAAGUUUGAGGAAGGUGAUGACCCAUUAGAAGGACACACCAAAUAUUUUCCCAAUUGUCAGUUUCUCCACAAUAUGAAGUGCUCUGCAGAAGUGAUUCCAGACCUUCAGAGCCAUGGUGAACUUUCUGACUUAACGGAAACUACAAGUGAAAGCAAUCUUGAAGAGUCAGCAGUGAGUUCUGCAGUGCCAGAGGUGGCCCAUGGUGAAGCCCAGUGGCUUCAGGAGGCAAAAAGUCUGAGUGAGCGCCUGAGAAAAGCCUACACCAGUGCCCCUUUCUGCCACAUGUCUUUGCUUGAGGUCUCUUCCUGUCUAGCCACCGAUCAGCUGCUGAAUUGUGAUCUGUCCCUUGCUUCAAAACACAUCACCAAUACUGUGCAGGAGCCUGUGGUGUUGCCUGAGGUCUUUGCUAACUUGAACUCCGUCAUGUGUGUGGAGGGUGAAGCUGGUAGUGGAAAGACUGUCCUCCUGAAGACAGUAGCUCUUCUAUGGGCAUCAGGAUGCUGUCCCUUGUUACACAGGUUCCAGUUGGUUUUCUACGUCUCUCUUGGCUCUACCAGACUGGACCAGGGGCUGGCCAAUGUCAUUUGUGACCAACUCCUAGAGACAGAAGGAUCUGUUACUGAAAUGGGCCUGUGGAACAUCAUCCAGCAGUUAAAGAACCAGGUGUUAUUCCUUUUGGAUGACUACAAAGAGAUGUGCUCAAUCCCUCAAAGCAUAGAGAGGAUGAUUCAAAGAAACCAUUUGUCAAGGACCUGCUUAUUGAUUGCUGUCCAUACAAACAGGGCUAAGGACAUCCGCCGACACCUAGAUACAAUUCUAGAGAUCAAAGCGUUUCCCUUCUGUAAUACCCUCUAUAUAUUACGGAAGCUCUUUCCAGAUGAUUUGACCCGUCUGCGAAAGUUUAUGGUUGACUUUAGAAUUAAUGAAACAUGGCUGGGAAUUCAGAAAACUCCCUUCUUCGUAGCAGCAGUCUGUGCUAAUUGGCUUCGGUAUCCUUUUUGUCAGUCCUUUGAUGAUGUGGCUGUUUUCAAGUCCUAUAUAGAAUGCCUUUUCUUAAGGCACAAAACUGCAGCUGACCUUCUCAAAGCAACUGUGUCCUCCUGUGGUGAGCUGGCCUUGAAAGGUUUUUUUUCAUCUUGCUUUGAGUUUAGUGAUGAUGAUCUCCUAGAAGUAGGGAUUGGUGAAGAUGAAGAUCUAGCCAUGUACCUGAUGAGCAAAUUCACAGCCCAGAGACUGAGGCCAGUCUAUCAGUUUUUGAAUGCUUCAUUCCAAGAAUUUCUUGCUGGGAUGAGGCUGACUGAACUCCUGGAUUCAGAUAGGCAAGAGGAUCAAGAUUCGGGACUUCAUUAUUUGAAACAAAUUAACUCAGCCAUGAUGGCUAUAGGUCCCUAUGCAAAUUUUUUGAACUAUGUCUCUUGCCACUCUUCAACAAAGGCAGGGCCAACAAUUGUAUCCCAAUUGCUUCUUUUGGUGGAUAAUCAAGAGACACUGGAGAAUAUAUCUGAAAAUGAUGACUACCUGAAGCAUCAUCCAGAGAUUUCAGAGCAAAUGCAGUGUCUCCGGUUGUUGUGGCAAUACUCUCCAGAAAAUUACCUUUCACUGGUUUCAAAACAUUUACUGGCUCUGGCUGUAAAAACUGCUUAUCGAAGCAACAGUGUUGCUGCCUGUUCUCCAUUCAUUUUGCAGUUCCUUCAAGGGAGAACCCUGUCUUUGAGUGUACUUAAGUUACAGUAUUUUUUUGACCACCCAGAAAGCCUGUUAUUGUUGGGGAGAGUCCAGGUCUCCAUAAGAGGAAAUAGCUUACGCAAAACAGAUUUUUCAUUACUGGAAAAAAUUUUCGACAAAUCCCAGGCACCAACCAUAGAUCAGGACUAUGCUUCUGCCUUUGAACUUGAGAGUGAAUGGAAGCAGAAUUUAGUUGAAAAAGAGGAAAACGUGAACAGUUUUCUGAACAUGCAACUCAAGGCACCAGCAGAUAUCAGCACUGGCUAUUGGAACCUUUCUCCAAAGCAGUACAAGAUUCCCCUUCUGGAAGUUCAUGUGACUGGUACUGAUGCUGUGGAUCAGGAGAUGCUAAGGUUUCUAACGAAAGUUUUCUCAGCUUCACAGCACAUUGAACUCCACUUGACCAGGAGCACGGGUUUUAUUGAAAGCAUCAGCCCAGCUCUUGAGCAGUAUAAGGCCUCGUUCACCAAGUGCUCCGUAAGCCAAUCUGAGCUGAGUGCAGUAGAACAGGAAUUGCUUCUCACUCUGCCUUCCCUAGAAUCUCUUGAAGUCUCAAAGACAACCCAUCUACAAGAUCAACUCUUUCUUAGUUUGGACAAGUUCUUGUGCUUGAAAGAACUGUCUGUGAAUCUGGAUGAUAAACGAGAUGUUUUUUCAGUCAUUCCUGAAGAAUUCCUAAAUCUCCACCAUAUGGAGAAAUUAUUGAUCCAAAUUUUAGCUGAAUACGGUCCUUCCAAACUAGUCAAAUUAAUUCAGAAUUCUCCAAACCUUCGUGUUUUCCAUCUGCAAUGUAAUUUCUUUUCGGAUCUUGAGUCUCUCAUGACUGUACUUGCUUCCUGCAAGAAACUUGAAGAAAUUAAGCUUACUGGACCAUUUUUUAAAGCCGCCCCAUUUGUCAUUGUUUUACCAAAUUUUAUUUCCCUGAAGAUAUUAAAUCUUGAGCACCAAUAUAUUCCUGAUAAGGAAACAGCUGAAAAAUUUGCCUACACUUUAGGUUCUCUAAAUAACCUGGAAGAAUUGAUCCUUCCUACUGGGGAUGGGAUUCAUCAAGUGGCCAAACUGAUCAUCCAGCAAUGUCAGCAUCUUCAAUGUCUCCGCAUUCUCUCAUUUUUCCAGACUUUGGAUGAUGACAGCGUGGUGGAAAUUGCCAAGGUAGCAAUCAAUGGAGGUUUCCAGAAACUCAAGAAUCUUAAUCUUUCAAUCAACCACAAGAUUACAGAGGAAGGAUACAGAAACUUCUUUCAAACACUGGACAACAUGCCCAACUUGCAAGAGUUAACAAUUUCCAGGCAUUUCAAAGAAUGUAUCAAAGCUCAGGCCAUAACAGUCAAGUCUUUGAGUCAAUGUGUGUUACGACUGCCAAGACUCACUAGACUUAACAUGUUAAGUUGGCUCCUGGAUGCAGAAGACAUCACACUGCUUAAUGCCGUGAUAGAAAGGCAUCCUCUAUCUAAACACUUCACUCUUCACUGGAAAUGGGUACUGCCAUUCUCUCCAAUCAUUCAGAAAUAGAAGAUUUAGCUAAAAACUGCUAAAUCAAGAAAAUUUUUGUCAACAAUUUAAAAAACCUAAUUAUCCAAAAACUUAUUAAAUACUGCAUACAAAAGAAUAAAAUGCAUGGCAUGUAAUAAAAAAACCAAACACCUGCUUACCCAUUACCGAGCUUAAGAAACAGUUUAUGACCAGUAACUUUGAUGUACCUAAUGAUCCUCCCCAACCGAAGAUCAGACCUUUAAUCAAGUUUACGCAUCUAACUCUUCAUUACCCAGGGUCAGCAUCAGGCUUUCAGGCUAACUAUGGUAAACAGUAACAAAGCCACAGAGAAGGGGGUAGGGAGAGGUGUACCAAUCUAUCUUAAAGCCACAAUAUGAAAGGAGUAUUCAAGUUAUUAGAAAAUGGCUAACUUAAGGACUGAAUCACUUUCACACAUAGGUGAAACAAGAGAUAUUCCUUAAUCCUUGUAGGGUCUGUUUUGUACAUUUAAUUAACUUUGGUAUAGUAAGGUUUACUUACACCUUCCCUUUACCAACUGUGUUGGAUAUGAAGAAAUAGGAUUUAGGGAAAAUGCUUGUAUUCUAGAGGCUUUUGAUUCAAUGCUUAUUGUAACAGCAAAAAAGUGUAGAAUAGAAUUUAGCAUUAUUGGAAAUUAGCUAAAUCUGUGUUUUCAAGAAUCUUGAGUAUCAGUGUUUUUCUAGAUAACCACAUGUUUAAGAGUCCAACAUAUGCAUUUAUAAUGGCCUUAAAAUUUUCUUAUGAAUCCACUUUGCUCAGGGAGAACAUAUUUUGUCAGUGACUUCAUAAUGUUCAAGGUAUUACAUUUGAUGUGACUGUCUACAUCUGUGCCUGUGUCCAAAAUUUCAUUCCUACCAGUUAAUCAACGGAGUUUCCUGAAUGGUUAGAAGGCCAAUCCAAACUCAUAAUGCUAGUAUAAGUUGGAAAACAACCAUUCUUUUACCUUAAUUUUCAUUUUUACCAUGAAACACAGGGACGGUAUAUAUGGUAUGAUUCCAUUUGUUUAAAAACUAUACUCUCAUGUUUCUAGAUGCAUUAAGAAUUUCUGGAAGAAUACACAAGGAAAUGUUAACAGUGGUAACUAUUUUAAGUGGGUAGAAAGGGGACAGGAAGGUAUUAUUUUUUACUUUCGUCCUUUUUGUACUGCUUUCUGUUUUACAAGUAGCUGUUUUUAUUUUUAUAUUUAAAAUAAAGCAUAAAACUAGUUUAGCAUUACAACAUUAAUAGUUGCUCUGGAGGGUGAGAUUACUAGAAGGUAAUCUAGGAGAUGGAUUAUCUUCUUGUCUGAUUUUGUAUCUAAUGCUUUUCUAAUCAGAAAGGUUUUACGUUUUGUAUCAGAGUCCAAUCAGGAGAUAGAAACCACACAGUAAUUUGGGGAAAGUUUACUAUAAAGAGUUAUUCACUGUAACAGGAAACUGGAGUAAUGAGGAUUGAUUAUGAAACUGAGAACUCUAAGCAGGUACAGGAAAGAGCUUAUGGCUCUUCAUGCUAGGCUGAGAGACAGCACCCAAAGAAAGUACCCCAGGGCUGAGAUCUAGACUUUGACAGAGAAGGCACAGCCAUGGACAACAGAGAGGUUGGCUUAAUUAAAGAGGUGCAGCCCAAGAAGGUAUAAGCUUGGAGCACUUUGCUUAGAAAGUGUUUUGGGGGUGCCAGGGAAAGCCAUCCACGUGGGGCUGCUGAGUGCUGCUGGCCACUGCUGAAGGCAGGCACUGCACAAGGCUGCAGAAACCAUGUGCUGCAGGUGUCUGCUAGAGAGGCACACUGGACACAAGAAAAGUAGUCCCUUGCCCCUCCUGUGUCUCACCAGCGACCUCUACUGACGAAGCUUUACACUGUACCUGCUGACAAGGGAGGGAUAGUUACAGGGUCCAGAUUCAUUACUGCAGAGUAGGCAGUGAAGGCUGGAUUUGGAUAUGAAGGCAAUAACGUCAUAAGUGGUACAAGUAUUACAUUUCAUAGUUCAAACCUCAAGGAAAAUGAAUCUAGUUAAAUUUAAGAUUGACUGAGAGCAUAUAUGUACAUGCAUGUCAUACAUAGAAAACUUCUUAACUAAGAAACUGUAAAUGAUGAUAGAUUCCAGGGAGGGGAGCAGGAUAGCUAGUGGACAUGGUAGGGAGGUUUACUUUAUCCUGCAUAUAAUCAUCUGAAUUCUGUACCAUAUACAUGUACUAUUAAAAAUACUUAAAAAAAUAACAGAA
Orcinus orca (killer whale) is the source of this 10111-nucleotide messenger RNA. Its product is annotated as general transcription factor IIH subunit 2. Lineage: Eukaryota; Metazoa; Chordata; Mammalia; Artiodactyla; Delphinidae. Bases 2631 to 7910 code for a protein of 1759 amino acids. Gene Ontology annotation, biological process: nucleotide-excision repair; detection of bacterium; pyroptotic inflammatory response. Gene Ontology annotation, molecular function: zinc ion binding; ATP binding; ATP hydrolysis activity. Gene Ontology annotation, cellular component: transcription factor TFIIH holo complex; IPAF inflammasome complex; transcription factor TFIIH core complex. The transcript is spliced from 28 exons. The record is from RefSeq and is a predicted model, not a curated record.